GAGAGGAGGGAUGAGGUGUAGGUGAGCUGGGUGGAGUUAAGAAAGCACAGGAGGUGGACAAACAGGGAGUUAGCUCACUGAUCCUCUGAGGGAAAAAAAGAGAGACAAUGAGGAUCUGAAAAGCAAAGCUGGACCCGGACUCGACAUUCAUCUGGGAGGAUGUGUGACAAGUGCCUGCAAGUGAAGUGUAUGAUAUGAGCGUGGAAUAACAGGAUUUAACAUUCUCUUUGGGAUUUAAGACACAACUGAAGAGAGCUGAGGAUGUCUUCAGCAUCAGAAGCAGACUUCCGCUGUACGCACGGAGAUACAAUCUGUGAGAUCCGUGUGUAUGAGCAGGAGGUGAUCAUCGUGCCCACCCUGCUGCUGGCCAGCUUCCUGGUCACUCUGGUCUUCGUUCUCCUGCUGCGCUUUUGUCCGGAAAAAGUCGAUCGAAUCCGUCCACAUGCCCCGAAGCCGGCCAACAGGAGAGUGCUGCAUGGCAUUGAUGCUCCACCGGGUAUCAACGUCCUGGAGCAUGAAAGCAUUGCUCUGGACGUGCCCAGUUCCUACUCCACCUUCCACCCACCGAACACUUAUGCCUCCAGAAACUUCUCCAAGUCUGCGUUCACACCCUCCAUCCCGUCCAGCCCCCCACCACAGCCCUUCGUGCCCAGUUUCACCCCCAUUAUCCAGCCCAGAGAGUUGCCCCGCCAGAGGCUGCCCGAGACCUUCAACUUGGUCACCCCUCUGACUGUUGCCUUCUCCCUGCGCUCUGACUCCUCUGUGUCCCUCUACAGGGCCCGUAUGGAGAAUAGGAACGUGGUGCUGCGAGUCCUGAAUGACUCUGCUGAUGCCACAGAGAGACACAACUUCCUGGGCUUCGCAUCCUUCCUGGCACAGCUCGGCCCACAUCCCUUCCUGCCAGAGCUCCUUGGUGUUGUGUCACUUCGAGCUCCUCUGGUCACAGUCGUUGAAGAACUGGAGAACAAAGACCUGCUCAGCUGCCUGUGGCGAUGCAGACAGGACAAUGUUGAUCCUCCAUGUGAGAUGAGUGAGAGAAGAAUAUUCACCAUGGCCAGCCAUGUGGCGUCAGCACUGGAGUUCCUUCACAGCAAAGACCUCCUCCAUGGAAACAUCCGUGCCCGCAGCGUCCUGGUCACCAAGGACUUCACGGCCAAGCUUUGGGGAUUGCAUGGGGUGUACACAAGGAAGAACCAGGGAGCCACUCAGAAAGAUGAUCCCAGCAGGAAGAAAUGGCAGGCACCAGAGCUGCUGGCCAAGAGACCUGCUGGUCAGAGCAGCGACAUCUGGUCAUUUGGCGUGUUACUGUAUGAAAUGGCAACACUGGGUGAGGCUCCAUUUGCAGAAAUCCCAGUUACUGAGCUUCUUCAGUUUCAUCAACGUGGGAAAAGUCUGAAAAAACCUUCCAACUGUUCAAACACGCUAUACACCAUCAUUAAGGGUUGCUGCCAGUGGAAGGAUCAGGAUCGACCCUCUCUGGCCGAGGUUAGCCGCAAGCUCAGCUCAGGAGAGAAAAGUGCCUCUGAUAAAGUCCUCAAGGCAUCAGGGACGGUGAACAUUGAGCAGUACCUGCAGGAAGCAGGGUACGGGGAAACCAACAGCUACACUGUUUUCUGAUCAUUGCCCGUGUCAGUGGGAUUGAUUGCACUAUUCUCCCUGAUGGUACCCCAAUAGUGCACUUGUACAAAACAAUAUCUCUGAAGUGCAAUAAAAGAGUUCCUAGCUCUAUUUAUAAGAGCUUCGGCCACUGAAAUUGACCUUUUAUUUUAUUUAUGUCUCCUACAUCAGUUGACAAGAAAAACUGUGUAACUUGUUUACCUUUGGGGACCAAAGAAAAUUCAUUUUCAUGUAGUACCUCAUUUGUGAGUAUGUUUGUCUGACUAGGCCGGGGGUUCUCAAAGUUUUGCUGAGAAACAAUAGACGGAGUAAUAACUCUGUGGUGUAACUGAAUUUGAGGACCCCUUGUCUUUGCAGUUCCUAAAUCUUUGAGGUUCAGAGUGGGGGAAAAACUACCUGUAAUUUUAUAGUGGUACACUUCAGGAUAUGUAAGCUUGAUCAAUGUACAGCUGCUGCAUCUUGUAGUCGAUACUGUCAAUAUAUGAUGGUUUACAAAUCUUGUUUACAAUCUAAAAUAAAUGUAUAUUAACAGGUGUAAUAUACAUUAUUACAUUUCUGUAUGAUUCUGUUUGAAAGAGUUAUGGAAAUUUAGGGCACAUAAAUGUAUUUAUGCUAUUAUUACUCUCUAUAAGCUCAGCACAUGUGGACAUCUGUGGGUAAGAAAUGGGCUCAAACUGUUCACACAAACUCAAAUGUAAAUAAAAUAUCUCAAGU
Messenger RNA from Acanthopagrus latus (yellowfin seabream), 2331 nucleotides. RefSeq names its product serine/threonine/tyrosine kinase 1b (gene styk1b). Gene Ontology annotation, biological process: protein phosphorylation; cell surface receptor protein tyrosine kinase signaling pathway; positive regulation of kinase activity. Bases 262 to 1617 code for a protein of 451 amino acids. The transcript is spliced from 10 exons. Lineage: Eukaryota; Metazoa; Chordata; Actinopteri; Spariformes; Sparidae. Gene Ontology annotation, cellular component: signaling receptor complex. The record is from RefSeq and is a predicted model, not a curated record. Gene Ontology annotation, molecular function: transmembrane receptor protein tyrosine kinase activity; ATP binding.